Molecule: messenger RNA, 1996 nt
Organism: Octopus bimaculoides (California two-spot octopus)
Lineage: Eukaryota; Metazoa; Mollusca; Cephalopoda; Octopoda; Octopodidae
Product: codanin-1
Biological process (GO): chromatin organization
Cellular component (GO): nucleus
Source: RefSeq, a predicted model, not a curated record
AAGUCUAAUGUUAAACUACGUCUUUCUCCUAAGGCCAUCUUAACAGUAUUUAUAGGCCCUGAGCACUACAGUAUUUAUUUAUAGACAGCAAGCCCUGGCAUACACAGAAUAGAGAUGGACAAUUGUACCCGUGAGAUUUUCCAGUGUCAGUUGUGGCGCUUUAUUUCAGGAAUGAGAAAUGGCCGCUGUGCUCGAUGCUCUACUUGACGGCAAAUGUGUCCCGUUGCAAGUUAUCCAAUGGAUGAAAAUGGAAACGCAUCAGCCUCUUUUACCUGAAAUUCUUAUUAAUCUUCAAUAUGAAAAAAAGGAAUUUAUCCCAUACUUUCUGAACUAUUUAAGAGAUCAAACUUUUCACUUGCUCCAUAACUCUAAAUCAGUAAGCCCUUCACCUUCGAAAUGUGAUUCCAGCACACCUGUGGCUACUUCAAAAAGGUCAAGGUCAUCUUGCACAAGAACUCAGUUAUUUCCAAAUUCAGAUUUUUGCAGAAAUUCAGAUAAUUAUGCAGAAAAUUUCCCAAAAUUAAAUGCAGAAACAUCAUCUGAUCAUUUGGUGACAAGUGUGAAAUCAUGUCUUUCAAAUACAACCUUGACUACUGUUGAAAAUUUAGCAAUCCGUAAACGUUCAAAGAAAGUUCCAAAUAAAAAGAUGUUUUACCCUAUUGAAACAGCAGUGGACAACAACAAAGAAGUUCACAUUAAUUCAGUCAAUAUUGAGAAAGAUUCAUCGUCAUGUUCAUCUUGCAAAUUGUCCAAUCAGAAAAAGCGUAACUGGAAAACACAACAUACUGAUAAAAAAUGCCAAAACCAAAAACACAAAUUGGAAAGCUCCGGAUAUCCAAGAAAUCAAGUUUUAGCACCUUUUUUAGAUCAAGCUGUUAAUAAAUACCAUAAUUGUAUGAAACCGUCUCGACGAAUUAAACCUACUCCAGUGCAAGCAGGAAUGGAGCGUAAACAAAACCAAGCUUUUAUUGAAUCUUCAGAAAAUAAAUGCAAUUCUAUAUCUUUAAGAAAUGAGGAAAAUAAACAUAAUGGAUUAUCGACAAGUUUUCAGGAAGAAAGAGCUUUGCUAAAAAUAGAAAAAGCAAAACUUCUUGAGGCUGCAACUGUUCCCUGGAAUAUUACACCGUCUUCCUUCAGCCAUUCACCAAUUAAGAAUUCAAAUGUUGAACAAGGAGAGAUGAUUGAAGCUAACCUGUCUCUUGUUACUAACCACAAAAAACUAGAUACUCUUAGUCAAAUUUAUUCUGAGUGUCUUUAUGCUGCACUUUUUCCCAGUUUGACUGUAGAGAUAUUUUUCCUUGUGCAGUUGUUAGUAGCAAAAAUUUCUGAAAAGGCUGUUACAGAUUCUACACCAGAUAAUUGCUCUGGUCACAACUAUUUGAAAAAUAUCCACAAUAUUGUGUACUUCAGUGUGCAAGCAUUGCAGAAUUUGUUACCGUUGCUGCCAUUAUUAGGGAAAACUAUUUUAAGAUUACUCUGUGACAAUCCUAGAAUUGGACAUUUUUCAUUAUCAUUGAAGAGUAUUUUAUGUCAACUUCAUGAGACUGAUUGUUCUUCAUUGCAGAUGUCUCCUGUUUUAUUGCAUUGUUCUAUUGGAGGAGUCCCAUUCCAGGCAGAAACAGACAAUCGUAAUAAUUUUCCUUCACCCAAAGCUUUUUCAACUUUUAGAGCACAACGGGAUCAUUUUUAUGAGCUUAUACGUGAAUGGAAAGACAAUCAUGAGAAACCACAGUGGUCACUAACUUCCAUGCUGAAUAAAAAGAUGCACUUGGUUCUGUCACCUGAUUCAGAAUUAGCAAAUUAUUGGCACCUUGCUAAAUUAUUUGUUUCACAGCUUAUCAUUAUGUACCAUGAAGACAAUAACAUGUCCCUUGAAGGAGAUGAAGAUUCAAUUUCAUUUUUGUCACAGCUCAGAAAAUCAAAUCCUGAAAAGUUUAAACUGUACGUAUCUUUUUUGUAUUGUUUCAGCCAUAGGCUUUAACCUUUGAUCUCAAAU